Phycodurus eques (leafy seadragon) is the source of this 944-nucleotide messenger RNA. RefSeq names its product spermatogenesis associated 4 (gene spata4). Gene Ontology annotation, biological process: regulation of cytoskeleton organization. Gene Ontology annotation, cellular component: axoneme. Bases 202 to 927 code for a protein of 241 amino acids. The transcript has 6 exons. The record is from RefSeq and is a predicted model, not a curated record. Gene Ontology annotation, molecular function: microtubule binding. Lineage: Eukaryota; Metazoa; Chordata; Actinopteri; Syngnathiformes; Syngnathidae.
GACGCGCCACACAGCAAAGCUCGCUACGUCACACUUGCUAGUAUUAGCUUUAGCUCAAGCCACCGCCGUGUCAUUAAGGGACGACGACGACGACGACGAGUCGUAAACAGGGAGAGGUCGGUUCAUUUCGCGCCGUAUUUGGCUCGGAAAAGAGACCAAGAAGGAGGGUUUAAAAAAAGAAAGAAGGAAAGAAAGAAAAUUAUGACGGGGCUGCCGAGGGACGUCACAAGAUGGCUGCAGAGCCUCGAACUGACCGUUCAGCCAAUGAACGUACGCAGGGAUUUUUCCAGUGGCUACCAUGUGGCCGAGAUGUUUUGCCGUUAUUAUCCCAGGGAUUUCGAAAUGCAUGCCUACAGCAAGGGAACGUCAUUCUCUGCCAAGCAGGACAACUGGAACAAGAUACGUCGGACAGUGCAGAAGUUGCAUCUGCACCUGACGGAGAAGCUGGUCUACGGCACCAUGCACUGUAAACCGGGAGUGGCCGAGUUGUUGGUGCAGCAGGUGUACACCGUCCUGACCAAGCAGAGGCCUCGAACAGCUCAAACCCCAGAGUUGGAUUUCUCGGACCAGAAGUACCAGCAGCUCCUCCCCCCGGUGGCUCGCUCCACGGCCACCGCGGCCGUGAAGAGCAACCUGAGGAAGACGGAGAUCAUGGCCCUGCCCGACACCCUCACCAACGCGAGGAGGGCCGAGGCCAUCAUCUGCAAGCAACUGCAGGACAAGACUGCGGCGCGGACGGCGACUGACCGCGCAGGGCGCUCAAACGCGGUCAAGUCAAGACUCAAACAGAUGACCGGGAAACAUCAGAGCCGAGAUGAACAACAUUUGUCUGAGCUGUGCCUCCAGUCACCACUGAGUGGUGCUGUUGUCUCGUACAAGACCAUCAAAGUCAACCAGCCUGCCAGAAGACUUCCCCAAAGCUGUUAAAGCAGAUAUUCAUGCUU